CUCUCUCUCUCUCUCUCUCCAGCUCUACGAUCCGUAAUGCCUUCCUGCUGCUGCUGGUGACCACGUCCACCUGGCUGUGUGGCCUGAUGGCCGUCAACAACAGCAUCCUGGCCUUCCACUACAUCUUCGACGUGCUCUGCCUCGUGCAGGGUCUGUCUGUGCUGCUGGUGUUCACGGUUCUGAACAGCGAGGUCCAGGAGGCCUGGAGGGCGGUGUGUCUGGGCAAGAAGAGUCCCGGGGAGGACCCCCCGAGACCUCCCCAGCCUGCCGGUCAGAACCCCUACAACAACGCGUCCCUCCUGGAGCAGAGCGGUUUGCAGCGCAUCACCCUGGGAACCUCCACCGUCUCCUCCGUCAGCUCCGCCAGGGAGAACCUCCUGGCCCGGCAGACCCUGGAGCAGAACAUCGGUCUCACGGGGGCCACCGACCUGGACGUGGCCAUGUUCCACCGAGACGGAGGUACACGGCCGCACACACGUGAGGACUCUGACUCUGACUCUGACCUCUCCCUUGACGAGGAGCGUAGUCUCUCCAUCCCGUCGUCCGAGAGUGAGGACAACGUGCGUCUCCGCGGACGCAUUCAGCGUCGCUUCAAACGCUCCAAUCACAGAGAGCGACUGCUCACAGAGCCCGCCCAGAACGGCACCAAAGACCUGGACGGCAACGACCUGCUGUCCUAUUGGCCCGCCCUGGAGGAGAGUGACAACCGCAGCCUGCAGAAGUGGGGCUCGGAGCGCCCUCUGGGGGCCGACUACAGUAAGGACGCCGCCAACAACAACCAGCCCGACGCCUCGCUCACUAGCGGGGACGAGAGCGGCCUCACGCAGCCAGGCAGGCACCGCAAGGGUAUCCUGAAGAACCGUGUGGGCUGCCCCCCAGCCCUGCAGGGCCGCGGCCCCAGCGAGCUCAACUGGUACCGGACCUCCACGCUGGGCCACCGCGGCGUGCCGGCCGCCUCCUACGGCCGCAUGUACUCCCACGCCACGGGCUCGGCCGGCGGUGGCAGCGGGGGCGGCGGCGGUGGCGGCGGGGGGGGCAGCGGCUCCCUCUCGCAGCCCGCCUCGCGCUACUCGUCCCGGGAGCACCUUGACUCCCUGGCCCGCCGCCAGCUGACCCGGGACCCGCUGGGCCGGCCCACGGUGGGUGGGUCGCGGGACCGCCUGGACUCCCGCGGGUCCCGGGACAACCUGGACCUGCUGCCCCGGCGUAGGGAGCUGGGCCCGGGGGGCGGCGGCGGAGCGGGGCCAGACCACCAGCGGGUGUCGUCCUCCAGGGAGAACCUGGCGGGGUCCCGGGACCGGCUGGACUACCCGCCCCACGCGGGCAGCGCCCACGCCUCGCGGGAGGACCUGAGCGGGGGCGGCGGGGAGGGCUACCUGGGGGGGUCCCGCUCGCAGCUCAACACGCUGACCCGGCGGCAGGCCACGUCCCGGGAGCACCUGGCGGCGGGCGGGGGGGCGCUGGUCAGCAGCCGGUCCCGGGAGCAGCUGGAGACCAACGGAGGAGGAGGAGGAGGGGGGGGAGGGGCCCAGCCCUGCCGGGAGUGGCUCCGCACGCUGCCCCCCCGCCAGCCCUCGCACCCGGACCAGCCCCCCGCGUCGCCGCCCCCCCCCAUCUCGGAGGAGCCCCAGCAGGAGCAGCCCUCCGCCCCGGGGGCCCCCCGCGGCCGGGCCCCCCCCCCCUCGUAGCCAACAGAAGCGAAGGCCAGUCCUGAUGACCGCCUCCAAAUCCCAUGAUGCAGUGUGCCUGAGUCACCAGGGCUAGGGACAAAGGUGACGGAUCGACUCUGGGUUACCGGAGCUCUGAUUUCCGAUGGGGUCAAGGGUGACCGAGUGAUUUGCGGGAACAUACAAUGUCAAAAAAAAAUCAGCGUCUCUAAGGCUUUCGGUUUGGUUUAUCGUUUUUUUUCAAAAGGAUGCAACUAUGAUGGGCUGAUUGUAUAGAUUGAGUUUUGGGGGUUUUUCGUCACAAAUUCCUUGCAAGGGUUGAGUCUUACUGAUGAAUAUGGUGCCAUGUUGCCAUGGUGACCGCCUCUUCUACCUGGAGAGUGUGUCUGAGUGGAUUUUGACGGAACAAAAAAAAACAACAGACUGAUCUCCAAAACAUACGCCCCGAAACAUGGAAAAAAGAAAGAAGGGGCAAAGAAGAGGGGUAAAACUGUACAUAACAUUUUUAUACAUUUUGUAUUUUUUUCAUUGGAGAUUAAGGAAAAGAUGAAAACUACUUGUGAUGUUUUUUGAAGAUUUAUGUCCAUGUGUGGAUGUAUGUGAGGCGACUGGAUGAAGAAGAAUAUCAUUUAUUGCUGAAAAUAGAAAUUCACAAACCCAACCCCGCCCCAAUCCGCCACACACCCACCACCACCAAUAGUUUUAUUCAUUUCCCGUUUGCUCUCUUUCCCCGAUCAUUACCUUUGUGUAUAAAACGUAGGAACAGGGGGCCGGCGACUGUGAUUGAAUGAGAUUAACAGGAAGUGAUUUGAAAGAAGUGAUUGUAGAUACAGAGAGGAAUUCUAAAAAAAAACAGAAUCGACGGCACGAAACGAUUGUGCCAGGACAGACGGUUGAUGGUAAGAUGGCAAGGCCGAAAGAGAGCGCCCAUUUUGGUUCCUGCUGGGUCGAGGACUGAGACAAAAGGUCAUGUUCUCGACAAACUGUGCUGUUGUUUUUCGGGAACCCCAACACCUACUGGAGGUGAAUGUUUCCUUCGUCCUAGUAAAUUUUGUCUCUUUUUUAUUUUUUCUGUGCCUGGUGCUGUUUCAAACCAUAUCAGUUAUAGGAAGAAAACAAUCGAUUUGGAUCUAGAAGUGUUUCUGGAACCUUAUAGAACUUUCCAGACCUGCAGUUAGAGGCGUGAGGUCCUUCCGGCUCCGUGGGCAACAGGUGUAUAUCCGUUUACAACCGCAGAAGGUAUCUUCAAACCAAUCCAGGUAUUACACACACUUUGCUGAAUCCCAUCUCAACCUGCCUCAAAAAAAACUACCCUUGCACCCUUUGGAGCUGGACGAAUCUCCCGCCAAAACGCAGGCAGACACACUUACUAAAGCUCCGUGCUCACGACCAAACCUAAGCCAAAGGAUUCAUGUUUUCAAUCCCUAUUUUGUAAUUCCGAUGAUUCUCUCCGACAUCGUUUGUAAGCAGAAGAACCUCAUUUUAUUUGUUAUUGUCUAUACCAGAGUAUUGCAUUGAAUCUUAAUGCAGUUAUUUAUUUAUUUAUAAAUGUAUCAUUUAUUUAUUUAUUCCUUUUGUGAUGUAUUAUUUAAUGUGCCAUAGAAGCGUUCAAUAAACUGGUCUCCGGGUUCAUGCACGUUCAGCUCAAAGCGUUGGGUUUUGUUCAACCGACGCUGACUUGGCACUUAAGACCUCUCUUUGUUCUAUCUGCAACCCUGAAACCUUUGGUGAUUGGUUUUAGGUAUAUCCAUUUGUCUGGUAGGAUGAGUUGACUUCCCCUGUCCAAAACCGUGUUUAAAACCCAUGACGUGUUUUACCAACAUAAGAAAAAACAGCCAAUCUUAAACCAACGACAUCAACAGCUUUUUGUUUGUUUUGAAUUCCACGACAUCACAAGGAAAACCCAUUUCAUCUGGGCCGCGGACAAACUCCAAGCUUGUCUCUCUGUCACAGUCAGAUGUGUCCCCACUAAAAGCGUCCUAAGUGCUUUCAGGACCCAGAUGUGUUUAAUGUUUAAUGUGCACGCGCCAGCUGCUCCCAGGCCCAGCACCGCUGCUGAUUGGACUGCUGUGCGCGUGUCAUAGGAUGUCAACAACCAAUCAGAGGGGGAUGUCAGAGGGGGAUGUCAACAACCUAUCAGAACCAUGUACAAACAACUGAUCUUAAACAUGGAUUUUACAUUGACAUUGGGUGAACAAAUCUUUUUUUUUUUUUUUACUUUGAUGGAAACUGUACACCUUCAAAGGAGAUUGAUUGGCUCACAAACAUUCAACAACUAAUAUUUCAUCAUGCAAACUAUUUUGUAUUUUAUCCUGACUCAAAAUAAUUUACCUGGAAAAUAAAUAAGAAAAAUGACAGCACAGAAUACCAAACCGUAUAAAAUGCAGAAACAUAGACGGGCUGUGUUUGAAUUUGAAAAAGAAAAGCAAAUCAAUGUUCAAAGGAUGAGGAUUAGGGGAAAGAAGAAGGGUGAACGUGCAUCAAUUCCCAUUAACUGCUGUGCCAGGGUUGGGAGGGGCUCGAUUACUGUCUGUCAUUCCUCCUGUCAAGGUAUUCCACUUCCUUGACACAACUUUCCCGUUCAUCCAUCCCCACCCUCAUUCAGCUGAUCUAGUGGUAAGUUAACCUCCUUCUUGUACAGACAUGAGAUUUAUUUUAUUGAUCCAUUCAUUAUUUACCUGGGGGUUUUAUCGAUUCAAAAUGGCCGUCCAUGGCUGUCUGUUUGAAAUGUGAGCACUGGACAUCUCUGUUCGAUUUGUUUGUUUUUUUGACGUGAUGUUUUGUAUGACCUCCUGUCCAAUGAGAUGAAAGAUCACUCUGGGACAAAUCCUUUAAAAAAAAUGUAACAACAAUCCCUUUACAGUUGUGUCUGAUUCAAAUGUAUCUUAAAGUGGUUGAUAUAACCCAUGGUCCUCUAUGCAGUCUACAACUUUUGUCUAAAUGCAUACUACUAUACUUAAUGUAGGCCUAUAAGAUGCUUAUUCGUCCCUGUAAUCCAACAUUUUAUGACGCCACAAACCUAACCCUUUAUGCAAGAGGUUUGGCAUUGACGAUAGACGGAUUUCACCCGUGUCUUUCCACUGUGUAAACACAGCCUUUACUGGAUAUGGAUAGUUGGGACUUGUAUAUCGAAAAUAUAGUAAAGUGAAAAUGUCUGGUUUGGUCCAGUUAACAUUGAAUAGAGUGAGGCGAUUUAGUUGUCUACUAAAUGACUGAAUAGACACUAAGGGAUGAAGUUGUAUUUUGGAUUUGAACCUUGGGUUGGAGUGGGGUGGAUUGCAGGAGACAUGAAAGCUUGGGAGACUGUCUUUGUUCGUUGCGUCUGUUCAUUUUGGGAUAUCGUCAUUCUCACUGUCGGGAUGGGGAUGUUGUCACGGAAACAACUGUUCCUGAGAUGUUCACCACGAAAAAACAUGAAGAAAUGUUGGCUCAUUAAAAGAAAACUAAAACUAA
Messenger RNA from Gadus macrocephalus (Pacific cod), 5120 nucleotides. Its product is annotated as cadherin EGF LAG seven-pass G-type receptor 3-like. The transcript has 8 exons. Lineage: Eukaryota; Metazoa; Chordata; Actinopteri; Gadiformes; Gadidae. The coding region runs from base 87 to 1688 and encodes 533 amino acids. The record is from RefSeq and is a predicted model, not a curated record.